AGGAGCGAGGAGCAGGACGGGGGCUGGCGCAGGAUGGCAGACAACGACCCGCGGAGCGCGCAGGAACUCUCGCAGUUUGCAGAAAACCUACUACAGCAACUGCAGGAGAACUUUCAAGCUUUGACUGAAAAGUUAACUCUGAGAAUGGAAGAAAUGGGUGAACGUAUUGAUGACCUUGAAAAGCAUGUCACUGACCUAAUGGCACAGGCCGGGAUAGAAAAUACGAAUGAGGAUCUGAUGCACUGAAAAUGAGAACAUACUGAUCAAGAAAUACAGACUGAUUCUGUAUUACAUUCUAUUGAGAAAGAGGAAGAAUGUCAUUUACAAACAGGAUGUGUAUUUCUACAAAAUUCAAGUGAAAAUAACAUGCAUUGUAAAGGACUUCAAAGGGUAAAAUUUUUAGUCUUGCACCAUGACUGACAGCAAGAAUAUCUAUUAAUAUUUCAGCAAUCACAAAGAAUAGCUCCAGUGAAAGUAAAUUAUAUAAUCAAAUUAUGUCAUGCAAGAUAUGAAGUCUCCAUUUUUUAUUACUGAUCCAAUAAAGGAAAGAUGAGUUAUGACCAUCAGACUAAUGACACAUUUUACUUAAGAUUGCCACAGAAGAAACACUCUUAUCAAGAGAACACUAAAUUUGUGUACAAUAUUCAUUGAAAAAAUCAAAAAAUAUAUUCUGUAAUGAAUCUGCUCAGCCAUGUAAUUUUUAAAAUGAUAAAGAUUAAAUAAAAAGCUAUUCAUUUUCAAAAUAAAUGUUUACAUUUGUUUCAGAAUUUCCUUGUUUUUUAGUUUAAUAGUCCCAGAAUAACUGAAUUCUGUUGUGGCAAUGUAUUUCCACACUUGCAAUAUUGUGUAUGUAUGAACCCACAUUAUUUUGUCACUCUUAGUUUCAGUGUGCGCACGAGCUCUCUCUCUCUCUCUCUCUCUCUCAGAAUAUGUACCCAUACUAUUAAUGCUGAAAUAAGAUUUUUAUCUUUUUAUCUGAGUGAUAUAGUCUACUUUGGUGCACAGACUAUAUUUACACUACAAGCUAGGGCUGUGAUUCCUCUGCUUGCAUACACAUGCUCUGACCCUCAUCAGCUAGUUAAAGUAGCAGUGUAGCCAUGUUAGCAUGGGUAACGGCACCCAUUGGUUCAGGAGAGUUUGUACUAAGCAUGGCUAAGCCAUGCCUCUGCUGCCAUGCGCAGGGCCAGCUUUAGGAAGUAUGGGGACCGAUUCGAAUAGUUUCAACGGGGCCCCAGCAGGGAUGACUCACCCGGCCACCCUACAGGUCUUCGCUCCGGGUCUUCCAUGGCACUAAAGGACCUGCUGCCGAAAUGCCGCAUUUGAACACAUCUUUUACAGGGUAUAAAAACAAAGGUAUGAGUAGGUAAAUAAUAUUGUUCAGAAAAAUGCUACUUAAUUUUUAAUCCAGAAGCACUUACUAUGCACUGAGCAUUGUUCACACAAGGGAAGACUGUCCCUAUCCCAAAGAAUUUACAGUCUAGGAAAUAAUUUCCCAAUUAAGAUAUUUACAAUGCAGUUUACAUCUGCCUUUUCUUGAAUGCAUCCAAAAUUAACUCUAGUAAAGGAAACAAACAGGAAAAGACCAAUGAAGAGAAGCAAGUUAAUCAUACUCAACAAUACUGUUUCAGGAAGGAGUGCACACUUAAAACUACUAUGGAUCUUGUUUCUUCACCCCACCUCCCUUCCGCUGAC
This is a messenger RNA of Gopherus evgoodei (Goodes thornscrub tortoise), 1692 nucleotides long. RefSeq names its product heat shock factor binding protein 1 like 1 (gene HSBP1L1). Gene Ontology annotation, molecular function: transcription corepressor activity. The coding region runs from base 34 to 246 and encodes 70 amino acids. Gene Ontology annotation, biological process: cellular heat acclimation. The transcript is spliced from 4 exons. Lineage: Eukaryota; Metazoa; Chordata; Testudines; Testudinidae. Gene Ontology annotation, cellular component: cytosol; nucleus. The record is from RefSeq and is a predicted model, not a curated record.